AUGGGACUCUACGACCAGCUGCAGGCCGUCCUAACCGGCACGUCUCUACUAAGCACCUUCCUCACCGCCGGACCUACAGUCGAUCUGGGAUACGCAACGUAUGCGGCAACGAAUGCCAGUCUUACGCCUGGAGUCACUAGCUUCCUCGGUAUCCGCUACGCUGCGCCGCCUACCGGCGAGCUACGUUUUAGCGCGCCGCAAGCACCAAGUACGGUUUCAACCGGUGUCCAGGAGAGCCUUAUGCCGCCAACUUGUUGGGGAGGUGUUGCCUUCGGGAUGUCUACGGAACCGACGUAUCACGCAGCUGGAGGAAAGGCCGUAGACGUGCCUCCUAUAGGCGAGCUCUCUGAUCCAGAUAACUCAAGCGAGGAUUGCCUGUUCGUGAACGUACAUGUCCCACAGUCGUUGGACGUAGCAGGCAACGCGUCCGCGCCGGUGCUGGUCUGGUUCCACCCUGGUGCUUACAUCGUGGGCGGCAACCGCGUAUACCCGACUGAGAACCUAGUGCGCAACGCCCCAGGAGAUCUCAUCGUCGUGAGCGUUCAAUACCGCCUUGGUCCAUUCGGCUUUCUCGCAGGACAAACUGUCAAGGAGGGCGGCGCAUUGAACGCGGGUCUGCUUGACCAGGAGCUCGCUCUGAAGUGGGUCCAGGAGCAUAUCGCGAAGUUCGGUGGCGACGCAAAUCGCGUAGCCAUCUAUGGCACCUCAGCGGGUGCAGGCUCAGUACUCCAACAUAUCGUCGCUCAUAACGGGGAUACACAACCACCCUUGUUCCACGCUGCUAUGCUCGGUUCGACCUUCCUUCCAAGUCAAUACAGCUGGGACGAUCCUUCAGUAGAGACCGCGUACCAGACGCUCGCGAACCAGGUGAACUGCACGGGUGCCGAUACGCUGGAGUGCUUACGCGCCGUUGACGCUCCGACUCUGGCGUUGGCUGGAAUACGUGCCACAUAUGCUCCGUUCCUCGGCGGCUUUGCGUUCGUCCCUGUAGUCGACGGGGAGCUGAUCACGGAGCGACCGUAUGAGAUCUUGAAGGGGAAGACUGUGAAUGGGGCACUGGCGUUCGUGAUGGGAAAUGGUGACGAGGGCUUCGUCUUCGCGCCCGAGUCAAUUGUAGCCUCUCUCACAGUACAGAGCUACAUCAAGGGUCUAUUCCCUGGGUUGGACUCUCACGAUUUUGAAGAGGCAACGCGUCUCUACUCUCAUCCUGAAGUAACGGCUACCGCGCAAAUCGCGGUGCAGAUCUACGCGGACACCGUAUUUAACUGUCCCGGAUACGCGGUCUUAGACGCCUUUGACGGUGCAAACAAGCCAGCGUGGAAAGGCCUCUUCGCUGCCCCUCCCGCGUGGCACGGCGACGAUCUCAUCUAUACCUUUGAGAGUGAGAACCUCGGUCUUGGCGUCACCAAAGUGCCGGAAAGCGACUUACGACUCGCUCAUACCAUGCGGCAGGCGAUACUCGGUGUAGCCACUUCAUCUGAUCCUAACGCAGCCGCGAUGACUUCACAAUGGCCGAAGUACAAUGCUGCCGAGCGUGAGGAGAUGCUAUUCAACAGGACGGAGGACGGAACGGGAUCAUAUGCAGAGGUCAUGAAGACUGACGAAGGACAGCUGCAGCGCUGCGAGUUUUGGAGGCGGCUUUCAGCGAAGAUGGCGCAGUAG
Peniophora sp. CBMAI 1063 is the source of this 1662-nucleotide messenger RNA. The record is from the annotation of a GenBank genome assembly. Lineage: Eukaryota; Fungi; Basidiomycota; Agaricomycetes; Russulales; Peniophoraceae.